GAUAAUUAUGUCUAGCCUCAAAUUUAGAUAAGCCGUAACAAAAUCGUUUUAAUUAAUUACAUAUUUACUUUUGAAACAAUGUCAAAACUAAGAAAAUAUAUCGAUAUCGGAGCCAACUUAACGGAUACUAUGUAUUCGGGAAUAUAUAACGGCAACAAAAAACACGAACCAGAUUUAUUGCAAGUAUUAAAACGAAGUUGGCAGUCUGGAUUGGAUAAAAUUAUAAUAACCAGUGGAAACUUAGAAGAAAGUAGAAAAGCAUUAGAAUUAGCGAUUACUAGUGAACAUUUGUAUACCACAGUAGGGUGUCAUCCUACAAGAUGUAAAGAAUUUGAAGAACACAGAGAAGGAGCAAAUUCAUAUUUAGAAAAACUCAAAGAUGUUAUAAUUACAGGAGGUAAUAAAGUUGUAGCCCUAGGAGAAUGUGGUCUUGAUUACGAUCGAUUAAAUUUUUGUCCUAAAGACAUUCAAAUGAAAUAUUUCAACCUUCAACUCUCUCUAACAAAAGCAUUCAAUUUACCCCUAUUUUUACAUUGUCGAAAUGCAGCUGAGGAUUUAUACGCAGUGUUAGUAAAUUAUCCAGGCGUGAAAGGAGUUGUACAUAGUUUUGAUGGAUCUUACGAAGAAGCCUGUAAGUUUUUAGAUUUGGGCUUAUAUAUUGGUUUAAACGGAUGUUCUUUAAAGACAGAUCAAAACUUGGAAACUGUAAAACUAUUACCUAGUAAUCGAAUUUUAUUAGAAACAGAUUGUCCUUGGUGUGAAGUUAGACCUUCUCACGCUGGGUAUAAAUUUAUUUCUAAAGAGAAUUCAGGAAUGCCUACAGUAAAAAAGGAAAAAUGGAAUCCAGAGCAAAUGGUAAAGAGCAGAAAUGAACCAUGUAAUAUAAGACAAAUAUUAGAUAUUGUAGCAAGUAUUCGAAAUGCAAACAUAGAUUUAUUGUGUGAACAAGUAUUUGAUAACACUAUGGAAUUAUUUUUUAAAAAUGAUAAUAAAUGAUUGUGAAUAUUUCGAA
Messenger RNA from Diorhabda carinulata, 1012 nucleotides. RefSeq names its product deoxyribonuclease TATDN1. NCBI's taxonomy places the organism in Eukaryota, Metazoa, Arthropoda, Insecta, Coleoptera, Chrysomelidae. The record is from RefSeq and is a predicted model, not a curated record. The transcript has a single exon. Gene Ontology annotation, molecular function: 3'-5'-DNA exonuclease activity. Bases 79 to 996 code for a protein of 305 amino acids. Gene Ontology annotation, cellular component: cytosol.